GGUCUUCUUUUCGUGUCCUAUAAGUUCAUUGUCUUAUGAUAAAUUUAAAUUUAGCCUAAGUAUUAAAUGAUAAAAAAUAGUAUAAAUAAUCAACAUGAGUUAUGAUGCAGUGAAAAUACUGCUUAUUGAAAUGAUCCGACAGAAAACCCCCAAAAAAGUUAUAAGAGUAACUUAUAAAUAAACAAAAUUUGUUUUGACAUUAUUCCAAUUCCAAGAAAGUAUCUCUAAUUUGAAAAAGAGGCAUAACUGCAAAAGUCGUACGUGAAAGGAAAUUUUCGAGAAAAUGUUGCUCCUACUAUACUAUAAGAAGAAGACAUACAAGGACCCUUUCUUUGCUCACACAAAAAGUACUUAAAAAACUCAAAACACUCCGUCACAAUUUGACACUGAUCAUGGGAAACACACAGCAAAAAUUUGGCCAAAAUCACUCAGAACAAGAAUUGCCAGUGACAGAAUUACCAGAUGAAUCAUUCACUUGCGAAAUUUGCAUCGAGCCUAUGUUGUUACCGAAUAAAAAAUUCAAGAAUCAGAAUUUCUGUGUUCAUCCGUUCUGUAUCGACUGUGUGGUAAAAUACAUCACCGUCAAGCUUGAGGACAACGUCGGCAACAUUCCUUGUCCGUCUCUGAGCUGUGAUCAAUUUUUGGACCCAAUUUCUUGCCGGAAUCUUGUGGGACCUCAGCUGUUUGUUAAAUGGUCCGACGUGUUGUGUGAAUCUUCUGUUUUAGGGUUAGCGCAGUGUUACUGUCCGAAUCGGAAUUGUUCGGCUUUGAUUUUGGAUGAGUGUGGUGGGAAUGUGAAGCGAUCGCAGUGCCCAAAUUGCAAGAGGAACUUUUGCUUUCAGUGUAAGCUUCCAUGGCAUGCUGGAUUUCGGUGUGAAGAGAGUCGGGAAUGGAGGGACUCAAACGACGUCGUUUUUGGUGCGGUUGCUGAACGUAACAAGUGGAAAAGGUGUCCACAGUGUCGACACUUUGUUGAACUUAUUGAAGGUUGCAAAAUUGUUAAAUGCAGGUGUAGUGCCAAUUUCUGCUACAACUGCGGAAAAAGAGUUUAUCGACACUGGUGUGGUUGCGAUUCUGCUUCCAGGUUCUGCAUAAGGGUCGUCCAUUGGUUUUCCACUAUUUCUGUUCUCCUAGCUAUCCUUUUAAUCUUCUGGAAUUUAAGUACUAAAAAGUCGAAAAACUAGACUCAUGUAUAGACAUUUACUUCUAUUUCUUUGAGGUUCAGUGAGAAACGUUAGAAUUUUUUUGCUUCGGCGUGUGCACUUGAGGCAGAAAAAAUAGCAUAAACAAGCCUUGGAAACAGCCUCUGGCAGAAAUGCAAGGUAAGGCUGCGUACAAUAAACCCUUGUGGUCGGGCCCUUCCCCGGACCUUGCACAUAGUAGGAGCUUAAGUGUAAUGGGCUGCCCUUAAACAAGAAAACAGAAACCUCAAGAAAGUUUGUACAGAUUGAAUUUAAGUAUAAAGUUCUCAUAGAUUUUUGACUUGCUGAUUCAAAUUGUCCAAAACGCAUUUUUAUGUGAAUUUCUGUUGCUUCAA
Solanum dulcamara is the source of this 1537-nucleotide messenger RNA. Its product is annotated as E3 ubiquitin-protein ligase RSL1-like. Gene Ontology annotation, biological process: protein polyubiquitination; positive regulation of proteasomal ubiquitin-dependent protein catabolic process; ubiquitin-dependent protein catabolic process. Bases 393 to 1184 code for a protein of 263 amino acids. The transcript has 2 exons. Lineage: Eukaryota; Viridiplantae; Streptophyta; Magnoliopsida; Solanales; Solanaceae. The record is from RefSeq and is a predicted model, not a curated record. Gene Ontology annotation, cellular component: ubiquitin ligase complex; cytoplasm. Gene Ontology annotation, molecular function: ubiquitin conjugating enzyme binding; ubiquitin protein ligase activity; zinc ion binding.